AUUUUUUUAAUUAGAAUAACAAGAACCUAUCUUUGAUGUUCAAAACGAGUUAAUUUAAAUGGCACAUUAAAAUACGGUGGUGGUGGCAGGCAAAAUUCAGAUGUCCUUCGUUCUGUUUAUAGUAUAAAAACAGAUUUUUAUUAAGGUAACUUAUCAUUCUCACUUGGAAUAUCACACAAAAUGAAAGCUUUUUUGUGUGUUGCCCUUCUUACCGUUUUGGCAGUUUCUUCUGCCAAAAACAUCGAACCAAAAAACUCAAAACGUGAUGUUUCUGAGCUUUUGAACGGUGGAAAUGGCUUCAGCAGCUAUUCCUCUUCCUCUUCCUUAGGAAGCGGACUUGGAUACUCUUCCGGAUCCAUCUUGGACGGUGGUGCCACCUUUGGAUCAGGAUCUUUUGGAGGUGCUUCUUUGGGAAGCUUAUCUUCAUUCGAUAACAGCGCUGCUUCUUUGGGAGGUGUAUCCUCUUUGGGAGGUGUAUCUUCUUUGGGAGGUGUAUCCUCUUUGGGAGGUGCUUCUUUUGGCGCUUCUUCUUUGGAAGAUGCUUCCUUUGGAACUGCUUCCUUAGGAGGUCUCUCCACCUACAAUGCUGGUUCUUCCCUCAUCGGAGCUGGUUCCUUGGACUCUGCUGCUUUGACUGGAUCUUCCUUGUCUGGAGCCUCUUUCGGUGAUGCUUCCUUGGGUGGAGUAGGUUUGUCUGGUGCUUCCUUUGGAGGUUCCAACUUGGGUGUAUCUUCCUUCGAUAACUCCGCUGCCUUGAGCGGUCUUGGAUCUUUCGGCGGUAUCUCCACCUUGGGAGGAAUUGGUGCCGGUCAAGUUUCUGUGGGUCAUGUUCAAGUGGGUGCCCCAAUCGCUUCCGUUUACCAGGCCCAAGCCGGUCAAAUCAUCGGCAAAUCUUUGGGAAUCAACGUUAACAACCACGUAGUCAAGACUGUUGUAGAAAAGGUAGCCGUCCCAGUACCAAGACCAAUUGCCGUACCACAAUACAAAACCAUCCAUGUACCAGCCCCUUACGCCGUCAAAUCCCAAAAGAACGUAGCCGUACCAUACAAAGUAACUGUACCAGUUGCCGUAGAAAGGCCAGUUCCAGUGCAAGUACCACACCCAGUCCCAGUACCAGUACAAGUACGUGUACCAGUAGAAGUACAAAGACCAUACCCAGUUAAAAUCACCAAAACCAUCGCUGUACCAGUAGAGAAACCAGUAUACAUCCGUGUACCACAUCCAGUCAAAGUACCAGUAAACCAACCCGUUCCAGUAGCAGUCAAAACCCCAGUCCACAUUAACGUACCACACCCAGUAAUCGUUAAGGUACCAGAACAAAUCAACAUUGGAUCCCGUGCACACACACACGUCCAAUACAACUCUGGACUUAGCUCUGGACUCGCCUCCGGAUACUCUACUGGACUAUCUGGACUCUCUGGAAUCGGUUCCUUCGGAGCCUCUGACGUAAGCUUGGGUUCCGGCCUUGCUUUUGGAGGUCUUAACUCUGGAAUCAGCACUGGUGACAUCAGCUACGGAUCCACCAGCUACUCUGGCCUCGGCUCCGGAAUUGGCUCCGGUGCCGCUGACUUCUCUUCUUUUGGAACUUCUGGACUCGCCUCUGGAUCCGGUCUUGCUCUUGGCUCCGGAAUCAACACUGGUGCCGCUGACUUCUCUUCCUUCGGAACUUCUGGACUCGCCUCUGGAUCCGGUCUUGCUUUUGGCUCCGGAAUCAGCGCUGGUGCUUCUGACGUUUCCUUCGGAAACUCCGGAUUCACUUCCGGUUCCGGCCUUGCUCUUGGUUCCGGAAUCAGCUCCGGCUCUGGAAUCAGCUCCGGCUUCGAAAACUUUGACUUUGGAUCUGCCGGUUCCAACAUUGAUUUAAGCAAAUUCGCCUCUGGAUCCAACUUUAACUUCGGAUCUGAAGCCGCCAGCAAAUCCGCCGUAGAAGGAUCCGUCUCUGAAAUCGCUUCUUCUGCCUCCUCCGGUAGCGAUGCCUCUUUCUCCUCUGGAAUUGGUUCCUCCAUCUCUGCCGAGACCACCAACGAAAUUGCCAGUGCUUCCACCGACUCCAAAGUAACCAAAUCCCUUUAAAUUGUUCUUAUUCUUGAACUGUUUAUAUGAAUAGUAUUAAAACACACGAAU
Molecule: messenger RNA, 2124 nt
Organism: Brassicogethes aeneus
Lineage: Eukaryota; Metazoa; Arthropoda; Insecta; Coleoptera; Nitidulidae
Source: the annotation of a GenBank genome assembly